Lemur catta (Ring-tailed lemur) is the source of this 4850-nucleotide messenger RNA. RefSeq names its product tonsoku like, DNA repair protein (gene TONSL). Gene Ontology annotation, molecular function: protein binding. NCBI's taxonomy places the organism in Eukaryota, Metazoa, Chordata, Mammalia, Primates, Lemuridae. The transcript has 26 exons. The record is from RefSeq and is a predicted model, not a curated record. Bases 30 to 4046 code for a protein of 1338 amino acids.
GAGUCGCGGGCGCAGCGCGGGAAGUCCGGAUGCUGAGCACCGGUGGCUGCCAGAGCAUGAGUUUAGAACGCGAGCUUCGCCAGCUGAGCAAGGCCAAAGCCAAGGCCCAGAGCGGCGGGCAGCUGCUCGAGGAGGCCGCCUGCUGCCACCAGCUGGGGGAGCUCCUAGCCAGCCAUGGCCGCUACGCAGAGGCCCUGGAGGAGCAUCGGCAGGAGCUGCAGCUCCUGGAGAGCGCUGGCGACCCCCUGGGUUGCGCCGUGGCCCACCGCAAGAUUGGAGAGCGUCUGGCAGAGAUGGAGGACUACUCAGCUGCCUUGCAGCACCAGCACCAAUACCUGGAGCUGGCCCGUUCCCUGUCCAACCACACUGAGCUGCAGAGGGCCUGGGCCACUAUUGGGCGUACCCACCUGGACAUCUAUGACCACUGCCAGCUGAGGGACGCCUUGCUGCAGGCGCAGGCUGCCUUUGAGAAGAGCUUGGCUAUUGUGGAUGAGAAGCUGGAGGGGACAUUGGCCCAGAGGGAACUGAACGAGAUGAGGACCCGGCUCUACCUCAACCUGGGCCUCACCUUUGAGAGCCUACAGCAGACAGCCCUGUGCAAUGACUACUUGAGGAAGAGCAUCUUUCUUGCUGAGCAGAACCACCUCUAUGAGGAUCUGUUCCGUGCCCGCUACAAUCUGGGCACCAUCCACUGGCGCGGAGGACAGCACUCCCAGGCCAUGCGCUGCCUGGAGGGGGCCCGGGAAUGUGCACGCAGCAUGAGGAAGUGGUUUUUGGAGAGCGAGUGUUGUGUGGUGAUCUCGCAGGUCCUCCAAGAUCUAGGGGACUUUUUGGCUGCUAAAAGAGCCCUAAAGAAGGCCUACAGGCUGGGCUCCCAGAAGCCUUUGCAGAGGGUGACUGUCUGCCAGAGCCUCAAGUAUGUGCUGGCAGUGGUCCAGCUGCAGCAACAGCUGGAGGAGGCCGAGGGCAGUGACCCUCAGGGUGCUAUGGCCAUCUGUGAGCAGCUUGGGGACCUGUUCUCCAAGGCGGGCGACUUCCCCAAGGCAGUUGAGGCCUACCAGCAGCAGCUGCAUCUUGCCAAGUUGCUGAACAGACCAGGGGCUGAGCUGGCCGUCAUCCACGUGUCUCUGGCUACCACACUGGGAGACAUGAAGGACCACCGCCAGGCCGUGCACCACUAUGAGGAGGAACUGAGGCUGCGAAACGGCAAUGCCCUGGAGGAGGCCAAGACCUGGUUCAACAUUGCACUGUCCCGUGAGGAGGCUGGCGAUGCCUAUGAGCUACUGGCACCAUGCUUCCAGAAGGCCCUCAGCUGCGCCCGGCAGGCCCAGCGACCCCAGCUGCAGAGGCAGGUCCUGCAGCAUCUCCACACUGUGCAGCUGAGGCUGCAGCCCCAAGAGGCUCCUGGCACUGAAACCAGACUGCGGGAGCUGAGUGUGGCUGAGGACGAGGAGGAGGAAGAAGAGGAAGAGGAGGAGGCAGUGGCCAGUGAGGCCCUGGAGGCCAGCGAGGUGGAGCUCUCAGAGAGCGAGGAUGACACUGAGGGCCUGUCCCAGCUGCCGGAGGAGGAUGAGGAGCUGCAGGUCCACCGGGGCCGGCGGAAGGUGAACAAGUGGAACCGGCGCAAUGAUGUAGGAGAGACCCUGCUGCACCGAGCCUGUAUCGAGGGCCAGCUGCGCUGCGUUCAGGACCUUGUGGCACAGGGCCACCCCCUGAACCCUCGGGACUAUUGUGGCUGGACGCCACUGCAUGAGGCAUGCAACUACGGGCAUCUGGAGAUCGUCCGCUUCCUGCUGGACCAUGGGGCCGCGGUGGAUGACCCAGGCGGCCAGGGGUGCGAGGGUAUCACCCCCCUGCACGAUGCUCUCAACUGUGGCCACUUCGAGGUGGCCGAGCUGCUCAUUGAACGGGGGGCAUCCGUCACCCUGCGAACCAAGAAGGGCUACAGCCCUCGGGAGACGCUGCAGCAGUGGGUGAAGCUAUACCGCGGGGACCUGGACCUCGAGACGCGGCAGAAGGCGAGUGCCAUGGAAAGGCUGCUCCAGGCAGCAUCCUCAGGCCAAGGCAAGCAAGAGCCCCACAGUUCCCAGGGCCCCUGGACCAUCCCACGUAAUCAUCUUUUUGACCCUGAGACCUCUCCUCCCCUGAGCCCCUGCCCAGAACCCCUCUCUCAUACCCCUAAACCCCCAGAGGCCUCUCAGGCCCGUGUCAGGGUCUCCCCAGGGCAGGUGGCGCCAGCUGUGGCCAGGCCUCGGAAAAACAGGCGUGGGCCAUCCAGCAGCAGCAGCUCAGAGGACGAGGACAGCAUGGGCCCCCCUUGGCCAUCCCAGAAGAGGCCUCGGUGCUCUGCCCCGGCACAGCAGGCUGAGGCCUGGAUGCCUGGCUCUGCCAGCAGCAGGGAGGCAGCUGAGGUGGGCACCGGGCCGGCAGCCUACCAGGCAGCCAUCCGAGGUGUAGGCAGUGCCCAGAGCCGCCACCUGGGGCCUGGCCCACCUUGGGGCCAGAAGGAAGCCCCUACCCCCCAGACAGCACUCAUCCCUGAGGAAGAGUACCUGGCUGGGGACUGGCUGGAGCUCGACGUGCCCCUGACCCACAGCCACCAGGGCAGCCGCCGGCCCCGCCACCAGGGCAGCGGGGAGAGCAGCAGGUCCAGGACCUCAGGGUCAGACGUUGAGGAGCGCCCCAUCAGGCCCCGAGCCUGGGCCAAGCAGACCCGCCUGACCUGUCUCGAGAGUCGGAGUGCACCUGUCCAGGCAGGGGACAGCAACUUGGCUGCAGAGUGCCCAGAGAGCUCUAGUGUCCCCAGGGACAUGGGGCCUGGUGGGGACAGUCCUGCAGUAGGCCAGCCCUCGGGUUCUGUCCUACCCCCUCCUAUCCGGGUUCGAGUUCAAGUUCAAGAUAAUCUCUUCCUCAUUCCUGUCCCACAUAGCAGCGAGCCCCACUCCGUGGCCUGGCUGGCCGAGCAGGCAGCCCAGCGCUACUGCCAGACCUGUGGGUUGCUGCCACGGCUCACCCUACGGAAGGAGGGGGCCCUGCUGGCCCCACAGGACCCCAUCCCAGACGUAUUGCAGAGCAACGAUGAGGUGUUGGCUGAAGUAACCUCUUGGGACCUACCCCCGCUGGCUGAUCGCUACUGCAGGGCCUGCCAGAGCCUGGGACAAGGGGAGCACCCGCAGGUGCUACAGGCUAUGGAGCGCCAGGGCUCAGGCCCCACGUUCAGUGCCUGCUCCCUGGCCCUGCGUCAGGCCCAGCUCACACCUUUGCUGCGGGCCCUCAAGCUACACACAACACUCCGGGAGCUGCGCCUGGCAGGGAACCGGCUGGGGGAUGGAUGUGCCGCUGAGCUGCUGGCCACCCUGGGCACCAUGCCCAGCCUAGUCCUCCUCGACCUCUCCUCCAACCACCUGGGUCCCGAAGGCCUGCGCCAGCUUGCCAUGGGCCUCCCGGGCCAGGCCACCUUGCAGAACUUAGAGGAGCUGGACUUAAGCAUGAACCCCCUGGGGGACAGCUGUGGCCAGGCCCUGGCCUCCCUUCUGCUGGCCUGCCCCUUGCUCAGCACCCUGCGCCUGCAGGCCUGCGCCUUUGGCCCCAGCUUCUUCCUGAACCACCAGGCAGCUCUGAGUAGCGCCUUCCAAGAUGCUAAGCACCUGAAGACCCUGUCCCUGUCCUACAAUGCCCUGGGGGCCCCCGCCCUGGCCCGGGCCCUGCAGAGCCUGCCUGCCUGUGCCCUCCUACACCUGGAGCUCAGUUCCGUGGCAGCUGGCAAGAGCGACUCAGGCCUUGUGGAGCCCGUGAUCAGAUACUUGACCAAGGAAGGCUGUGCUCUGGCCCACCUGACCCUGUCUGCAAACCAUCUGGGUGACAAGGCUGUGAGAGACCUGAGCAGAUGUCUCCCUCACUGCCCCUCACUCAUCUCGCUGGACCUGUCUGCCAACCCUGAGAUCAGCUGCGCCAGCCUGGAGGAGCUCCUGUCCACCCUCCAGAAGCAGCUCCGAGGCCUUAGCUUCCUUGGCCUGUCAGCCACACCAGGGCAGUCCCCUACCUAAGCUGUCUGGAGGACAACCCCAGGAGAGGUACAUUGAUGAAUUGGCCAGCCAGGAGCCUGGCAUGCCCAGCUGAGGUCUGGGAGGAGAACACCAGGUUCUGCUCUCCAGGGGACAAGGGCUGGAAGUAGGUGUGUGUGAGGGGAGCCCCUGGGUUCUUCUUGUGCCUCCCCCUUCACCCCAUGGGUCUAGGCUGCCUCCUCCAGGAAGGCAGGUUGGUGGAGACGUGUACCCAGCUGGGGUCUGCUCCCCAGGCUCCUGGGCUCCUGGCAUCUGUACUCUCUCACCCAGCCCCCAAGUUCCAGAGCCUACAGGAGCUUAGUGUCCUCCUGAGCCACGCAGGCCCAAGAUGUACAGAUUUGCAAGAAGCGCUAUUAUGUCCGUUUUAUGGAUGGGGAGACUGAGGUGUAGUCAUAGACUCGGAGGUCAGGGCACUGGGAGAUGGGAACACAGCAGUAUUUGAGCUACCUUCCUCCUGCCUGGCCACUGGCUGCACAGAGGAGCCCACUCUCCUUCCUUGAGUGUGUGAUGGAGCCUUUGCUGGGGUGUGCCCACAGCACCCAGCUCUAGCCCCAAGGACCUCAGAGGAAGUGUGUUGUUUCCCAAGGGCCAUGCUAAUAAAACGUAGGCUUUGGAGUCCCAUGGGCCUGCCGUUGGCACCGGACCGUCACUACCUCCUGUAGGGCUGAGACCUGCCCUCUGCCCCUGUGCAGGCUGCGCCCUCCAGGGCCCCCUGGGCCUGGGGCUCUGGGACAAGACCACCGUGCAGCUGCAGGAGCUGCAGCUCUGCAGCAGACGCCUCUGCGC